Molecule: messenger RNA, 3433 nt
Organism: Betta splendens (Siamese fighting fish)
Lineage: Eukaryota; Metazoa; Chordata; Actinopteri; Anabantiformes; Osphronemidae
Gene: cebpz
Product: CCAAT enhancer binding protein zeta
Exons: 17
Coding region: 182-3433 (1083 amino acids)
Cellular component (GO): nucleus
Source: RefSeq, a predicted model, not a curated record
UAAAGUUGAUGAAAACAAAGACAAACGAGUCGGUAUAAUAUUUCAAACUUUUAUUAUUAUGACUUUAAAUUAGAAAUUAUUGAAAAAAACACAGAUAACGAACAUGACCAGAAAUGUUUCGGAAACGCAGGCGUGACCUCGGUUUCUUCAUCCGGUUCACGCGCCUCGCGCUGUAACGAGCAUGGCAGCGAAAAACAAGCCCCGCAGAAAGGCAAAAGCCACGACAGAGGUGGCUUUUCAGGCCGAAGACGACGACGUGGAACGUGAAAACAGAGGUGAACGGGAGGACGAAGACUCGGACCCCGAUGAAGGAGGACCCGGAGCCGAGACGGACCCGGAGGAGUUCAGCCUGGAGGAGGUUUUACGGCUUGGAGGAACACGGGCUGACUACGUCCUCCUCGCUGGACUCGAAGACUCAGCCGAGCUUGUCGAUGGGGGAAAGAAAGGAGCCAUAGAUGAUCUGGAGGAAGGCGAGCUGGAAAAGUUCAUCACCAAACUGGGAAUCCAGUCGUUUGCCAAACAGCAAAUCAUCCAAGACGAGCUCGAGGGCAAUGACGGAGGAGAGUCCGAUAGGAAGCAAGGAAAAAAGGCCAAAAACAGGCAAGACGUGCCAGAGGAGGAAGGAGGCAGUGUUGAGCAGACCACCAACAGAGAGGGCGUCAAACAGAAGGCGAAGAAGACCAACCAGAACGCGUUUGACUUCCAGCAGAGGCAGGUCCUGCUCAUCAAACCCGGGGGCAAGUGGUUCGACCUGGAGUACACGGCCGAGGGCUCGGCGGCGCCCCAGCAGCCCCAGCUGGUCUCCCAGUACAAGGCGCUGGCCCAGCAGCUGUUUGAGGCCGAGGUGCAGCUGUACAAAAGCAGGAAGAACGUGCAGAGAGGAGCCGGCUCCUCCUGGAUGAAGGCCGUGGUCUCCACCGGCGUGCUGGCCGACAGGAUGGCCGCCAUGACGGUUCUGAUCCAGGACGCGCCGGUGCACACGCUGGAGCACGUGCAGAGCCUGGUGGCCAUGAUGAAGAAGAAGGGCAGCCGGCGCGUGGGGCUCAUGGCUCUGGACACGCUGCGGGAGCUGCUGCUGUCGGACCUGCUGCCGCCGCACAGGAAGCUGCGCCCGUUCCCGCAGCGGCCGUUGGACCAGCUGGAGCAGCGGGCGAGCGGGAACCGCGACGCCCGCGACCGCCGCCUCGUCCUCUGGUACUUCGAGCACACGCUGAAGCACGUCGUGGCUGAGUUCGUGGCCGCGCUGGACCUGGUGGCUCACGACACGGUGGCGGCCACCAAGGCCAAGGCGCUGAGCACGGCCCACGAGCUGCUGUGCGGCCGCCCGGAGCAGGAGAAGGCGCUGCUCGUCCAGGUGGUGAACAAGCUGGGAGACCCCGAGUACAAGACGGCGGCCAAAGCCUCGUACCUGCUGGAGACGCUGCUGCACCAGCACCCCAACAUGAAGGCGGUGGUGUGCUGCGAGGUGGAGCGGCUCCUGUUCCGGCCCAACAUCAGCGCCAAGGCGCAGUACUACGCCGUGUGCUUCCUCAGCCAGGUGCUGCUGAGCCACGACGAGGCCGAGCUCGCCAGCAGGCUCAUCUCCAUCUACUUCUCCUUCUUCCGCGCCUGCGUCAAGAGGAAGGACAUCGAGUCCAAGAUGCUGAGCGCGCUGCUGUCGGGCGUCAACCGCUCGUAUCCCUACGCCGGCGCCGGAGACGAGAAGGUCCGGGAGCAGAUGGACACGCUGUUCAAAGUGGUUCACCUGGUGAAGUUCAACACGGCGGUGCAGGCGCUCAUGCUGCUGUUCCAGGUGAUGGACUCCCAGCAGAGCAUCUCUGACAGAUUCUAUGUUGCUCUGUACAGGAAGAUGCUGGACUCGGGGUUGUCGUCGUCCUCCAGACAGAGCAUGUUCCUCAACCUCGUGUACAAGUCGAUCAAGGCCGACACUGUGCUGCGGCGGGUCAAGGCCUUUGUGAAGCGGCUGCUGCAGGUCAGCGCGGAGCAGAGCGCCAGCUUCGCGUGUGGAGCGCUGUUCCUGGUGUCGGAGGUCAUGAAGUCCAAGCCAGGCCUGAGGACGCUGCUGCAGGAGGAGGAGGGUGGAGACGAGGAGGACUUCAAAGAUCUCGCAGAGGAGAACGACGACGACGACGAUGAUGAAGAAGAAGAGCACUUUGUUGAUGCUGACAAACUGGACGAAGGCAUAACAGAAAACUCGUUGGAGGUGAAAGUAAAGCCAAAACCCACCGCGUCAUGGGUCCAUCACCAGAACCUGGAAGGUGGGACGAGCCUGCACAGCUAUGACCCGCUGCACAGAAACCCAUUAUUUUGCGGCGCUGAUCACACGACUUUAUGGGAACUACAGCGGCUCUCUGUGCACUUCCAUCCCUCAGUGUCACUGUUUGCAAAGACGAUCCUGCAGGGGGACUCCGUCCAGUACUCUGGUGACCCGCUGCAGGACUUCACCCUCAUCCGGUUCUUGGAUCGAUUUGUCUUCAGGAACCCCAAACAGCUGAAGGGACAACAAAACACGGAUUCAGCAGCACUGCAGCCCAAACAGAGGCUACGUGUCAACUUGUUACCAGUGAACUGUGAGGAGUUUCUGGCCAAAGAUGAGAGUCAGAUCCCUGUGAAUGAAAUCUUCUUCUACCGCUUCUUCAAAAAACAUCAGCAAGAGAAGCUGAUCCGUCGGCCGCAAGGAGACGGCGACAAUGACAGCCUGGUGGAUGUGGACGACGACGAGUUUGAGAAAGUACUGGAUUCCUAUGAAGGAGACACGUACUUCAUGGACCUGGCAGACGACGAUCUGGACUUCGCAGGUAACGUGAAUAAGAUGAAGAAACAAAAGAAAACUGCGGACGACUCGGAGUCUGACUCGGACGGGGACAACCUGGAUGAUGAGGAGGUGUCUCUGGGCAGCAUGGACGAGGAAGACUUCGGAGAUGAGCUGGACGAAGAAGGCGGGAUGUUCAUGGACCCUGAUGGAGGGGGAGAGUUUGAUGAUGACGACGAUGAAGUCCCAGAGUUGGAGGAGGACAAUGAUCCAUUUAAUGAUUCAGACGAGGAGAUGCAGGUUCCACACGUUCCUGCUCGAACCAACAAGGGGAAGAGAAAAUCCUCAGAGGACCUCGACUUCUCUGGAUCUUUAGAUACAAAACAGGGAAAGAAAAAGAAUAAAAAAGAUGGAGCCAUGUUCACUUCUGCUGAGGAGUUUGGCUCCCUGCUGGACGAGAACGCCGGCUCCAAGUUUGAUAAUAUCGGUGUGAAUGCCAUGGCCAACACCGACAGAGCAGGUCUAAAGCAGCUGAAGUGGGAGGCUCAGCGUGACGACUGGCUCCACGACCGUGAUGCUAAGACGCUGCGCCACAAGAAGCGGAUGUUUAACAAGAAGCGGAUGCUGGGCCGGGCCCGGACGGGCGGCAGGACACUGGGGAACAAGAGGAGGAAGAAGUAG